GCUAGUAUGGGCCUGAAUAAGAAACUUUCCCCUUUAUUACCUCUAUAAGACGUUUAUGUCUUUGGGAAGACUGAUGGGUAAACAACCAGCUAGGAUCUGACAACAAGGCCAGAUCUGUUCUGUGCUACUUUUACCAUUCCCUUCAGUGACAUCUCUGGGAGAGCACUGCUGAGGAGCAGGUAGCAGGACCAUGAGUUUGUGGGGUUUGCAAAGAGGCUCAUUUGGAGAAGUCAUGGUAUAAAUGGAGAAAUGAGACAUGUCUGAACUUGAUGCAGCUGACAAAUUAUUAAUUCAAGUGGACCAGUAAUGCCUGGUGGUAAAGUAUGGGGCAGUAGAUUUGUGCUUGGCGUGGCCUUGUAGUCGGGGCUCCCUUAAAAUAAAACCCUGCUGACAGAGGUAAUUGUGGUGUGAGAGACGAAGUGUCUUAAUAUAGGAUACGGACGCUCACUUUUUAAACGGUUGCCUUUGCAGUUUAGAGGUACCAGCUUCUCUGAGAAUAGGGUCAUCCAUGAAACUCCAUUCUCUCAAUUCCCUUCUUCCUUGCUAGCUUCUUUGCUAUGUAGUCCACUCUCUUUUUUCUCCUGGUUUUCGUUAUUGUUUGAGCUAAUUACCCUAAUUCAUUUAUUCAGCGCUUUUAUCAAAUGCCAACUGUGUGCUGACAGUGUUCUGUGUAAUGGGGCUUCAGUGGUGAGCAAGACUGAGAAAGUACCUGUGCUUAUGGAGCUUACGUUUUGGUGGAGGAAGACAGGCGAAAACCAAGGAAAUAAGAUAAUUUCAGAUAGUGUGUGAUUGUGGGAAGAUGGAGGAGUAUGAGAAGUUCUGUGAGAAAAGUCUUGCCAGAAUCCAAGAAGCAUCACUGUCCACAGAGAGUUUUCUACCUGUCCAGUCUGAAAGCAUCUCGCUUAUUCGCUUCCAUGGAGUGGCUGUGCUUUCUCCACUGCUUAACGUUGAGAAAAGAAAGGAAAUGCAACAAGAAAAGCAGAAAGCACUUGAUGUAGAAGCGAGAAAGCAGGUUAAUAGGAAGAAAGCUUUAUUGACUCGUGUCCAGGAGAUUCUUGAAAAUGUUCAGGUUAGAAAAGCACCUAAUGUGAGUGAUUUUGAUCAGUGGGACACUGAAACAGUUUACUGUAAUUCAGAAGUCAGAAACUUGAGUGUUCCUGCUACAUUUCCAACUAUCUUGCCAAGCCCUACUGAACACUCUGCUUUAGCAAAAUUUGAAAAGAUAACUGGAAUUUUGCCACUGAAUAAUGAAGACCAAUUUAAAUCUAAUGGGAUAGACUUAGCUAGGGACUCAGGAGAAUUUACUUCUCUGAAGCAAUGCAAUAGUUCAAAUAUUAGCUGCACAGAAAACGAAGCUUCUCUAAAGACCUCCUCAGCAACCCUACAAGAGACUCUUAUUUCUGAUGGUCUCUUCCCAACAAAUGAAGAACAGGAUCCAUCACUUUUGGAAGAAGUUACUCCAGAUCCCUACAUAAUGAGUCUUCAGAACCUGAUGAAAAAGUCAAAGGAAUAUAUAGAAAGAGAACAAUCUAUACGCAGUCUGAGAAGUAAUGCAAAGAGGAGUGUUAACGAGAGUCAUUCAGACAAAGAAAAUGAUGCUGUCAGAGUGACUGACAGUGUAAAGGACAAUGCCCAGCUGCUAGGCAAACACUGUGGUUCAGUUAUUCCUGACAAACCAAGCCUUAAUAAAUCAAAUGUUCUUCUCCAAGGUGCUUCCACUCAAGCAAGCAGCAUGAGUACGUCAGCUUUAGGUAGCUUUUCUAAAGUGGAUAUACCUAUCCGAACUGGCCAUCCCACUGUUUUAGAUCCUGAUUCUGAUUUCAAAGUCAUUCCCACUUUUGUUACUGAAAAUAAUGUUAUCAAAAGUCUUACUGGUUCGUAUGCCAAAUUACCUAGUCCAGAGCCAAGCCUGAGUCCUAAAAUGCAUCGAAGGCGUUCUAGACCAUCGUCAGCAUGUCACAUACUCAUAAAUAACCCAGUAAAUGCCUGUGAGUUAAGUCCUAAAGGAAAAGAACAGGCAGUAGACUUAGUCAUUCAAGCUCCUGAUGAAAAAACAAACGUACCCGAAACUGUGCCAAAGUUACCAAUCGAUUUAGCAGGAGUGUGCUCAAGCAAGGUUUAUGUCAGCAAAAAUACAUCAGAAGCCAUCCAGGAAAUGGUUUUAGGUAAACCAAAUCGGGUAUGUCAGUCUUCAGGAAAUCAACUAGAAAAUAAAGUCAUUCAUGGACUUGCUGUCGUGGAAGGUCAGUUAACAUCGGAUGGGGGAGGACCCCACAAAAUGGACAGUACUUGUAGUGCAAUGCCAAGAUUGCACGAGCCAUGUGCCAGUCAGUGUCCAGUGAGUCCAAACUUUGGAAACGUAAGUGGGCUCAAAUCAGCCAGUGUGUUAGCGAAAAGCUCCUGCAAUUUACAAAUGGAACUGAAUAAGUCUUAUGAUGUAAAAAACCCAUCGCCUUUACUGAUGCAAAACCAGAAUCCCAGACAGCAGAUGGACACCCCGAUGCCAUCCUGUGGAAAUGAAUCAUUUUUGGAUAACAGUUUUGAGAAAGUUAAACGGAGACUUGAUUUAGAUGUUGAUAGUUUGCAAAAAGAAAACUGCCCUUACGUCAUAACAACUGGAAUAGCUGAACAGGAAAAGCAACAUUUGCCAGAAAAAAGAUUCCCUAAGGGGUCUGUCUACAUCAACAAGAAUAAAAUGUUAGAAAGGAGUUUCAAAGAAGGCGAGGAGAUAUUAAAAAGCAAGAUGUUAGCUUUUGAAGAAAUGCGGAAGAGACUAGAAGAACAGCAUGCCCAGCAGUUAUCGUUACUCAUAGCUGAGCAGGAAAGAGAACAGGAAAGAUUGCAAAAGGAAAUAGAAGAACAGGAGAAAAUGUUAAAAGAGAAGAAGGUGAUUACAGCAGAAGCUUCUGAACUGGACAUUAACAAUGCGGUGGAGUUAGAAUGGAGAAAAAUAAAUGACUCUGGUUUGCUAGAAACAAUGCUGUCUCAAGUGGACUCACUUCAUACUUCAAAUUCAAAUAGUUCUGGUUUCACAAAUUCUGCCCUACAACACAGCUUCGGUUCUGCAAGUGAAGCACCAUUCUACCUCUGGGGGUCGUCAACAAGUGGCUUGACCAAACUCUCAGUAACAAGGCCUUUUGGAAGGGCCAAACCCAAAUGGUCUCAGGGUUUCAGUCCAGAAGUACAAGCAAAGUGUAACAAAAUCACUGCGGUGGCAAAAGGAUUUCUUACUCGUCGGCUCAUGCAGACAGAUAAGCUGAAGCAACUCCGACAAACUGUAAAAGAUACUAUGGAAUUCAUAAGAAGUUUCCAGUCAGAAGCACCAUUAAAGAGAGGAGUUGUUUCAGCACAAGAUGCUUCUCUUCAGGAAAGAGUGUUAGCUCAGUUGCGAGCUGCCCUGUAUGGUAUUCAUGACAUAUUCUUUGUAAUGGAUGCGGCUGAAAGGAUGUCUAUUCUACAUCAUGAUCGAGAAGUUCGCAAAGAGAAAAUGCUCAGGCAAAUGGAUAAAAUGAAAAGUCCACGAGUGGCUCUUUCAGCUGCAACACAGAAGUCUCUUGAUAGGAAGAAGUACAUGAAAGCUGCUGAAAUGGGAAUGCCAAAUAAGAGAUUUCUGGUUAAACAAAAUCCUUCUGAAACAAGAAUCCUUCAGCCAAACCAAGGACAGAAUGCACCUGUUCAUAGGCUACUUAGUAGGCAAGGAACCCCUAAGACAUCAGUGAAGGGGGUUGUGCAAAAUAGACAGAAGUCUUCACAGAGCAGAGUGCCUAGCAGAGCGCCUGUUUCAGGAGUAUAUGCAGGAAAAAUCCAAAGAAAGCGGCCAAAUGUUGCGACAAUUUAAGAAGACAACAUUCAUUAGGAUAAAAAAAGGGGGGAGAGUUAUCAUCCAUAUUAUUUUCCCUGCCCAAGACUUUUUAUUUAACCCUGGACUCUCUUUACACAGGCCAAGUGACAUCAAAGGGCUGAGCCAAGUAUCUGGAUAAUGUGGUCAGUCUGGCUAAUUCCUUCCCCACACCCCCAUUUUCCUCUUAAUAUUAGGUUUGGGUGAAGACAAAUUAGUAUUUAGUAACUGACUCAUUUCUGUGCUUAACCUGUACAAACGUAAGUUUGUUUUCUGUACCCAAAUGUCUGCCAAGAACCUUUUUGUAAAGGAUAUUUGGGUUUAUUUCUAUAAAAUAUUGAAAAGGUGUGAUAAAUUAUAAAGAAGUUCUGAAAUAUAAAUUUCAUUCAUCUCUGCAUACUGAUUGCUGAAUUUGAUAAAUUACAUACUGUUCUAUUCAAGGGGACAUUAUUGCAGAUUUUGUAACUUUAAAAACUCUGAUUAAUCUCUCAGUCUUCAUAUUCUUGGACUUACAGUAUAAACAUAAGGGUUAUAGGAUAGACCCUUGCCUGCUGAUUGUAGUCCACCUAAAAUUUACCACAGAAGUGGCUGGGGGUCACUACUUGGGUCCCAAGUCCACAUUCCUCUCAACAACACGUCUUACAGAAAUGUUAGUUUAAUGUAUGUUAGUUUAAUGUAUGUUACCCCAGUACUCUUAGAAACAUUUCUACUAAAUUAUAAAAUCUUUCUGUGGAAGCUAACAAAUUUGGGGAAGACAGCACAAUCUUUUUGAAUGCAGUAGCACUCAGAAAUGCGUUGACAUGUAUUUCUGUAAAAUAGAUUAACAUUGCAUGCAGUUAUAUUUUCUAUUUAGUCUGCAUAUUUUGUUUCUUCAUAGUCUGCUUUUUCUAGCAUGCUUGAUUUAGAAGAGAAUAAAGGGCUAUAUAAUGUAAUAAUAAAUUUAGAUUUUCAAAUGGGAUAGAAAUAUUGUCUAGUUGAAAUUCUGCAUUAUUUAAGAGGCACCAGUGUUUAUGGUUUUUCAUCACUAACUUACUUAUUCAUUUAAAACAUAAACCAAAAAAUGUUACCAAGGGAACAUGAUUUUAUGAAAGAGAAUGUCACUGUUAAUUUAUCAUACCAUUUCCAAAAAGGGCUUUGUGCUUCUCAUAUAAAAUCAAAAUGUGUACAUUUAAUCUUUCUAACUUGAAUUUUAAAAAGAUACUGGUAUUUUGAAAAUGCAGACUAUAUAUAUUCUUAAUGGCCUUCUAAGAAUGUGGAGAUAAAGAUUGUUUUCUCUGAUUUUAUGUUCUGUUUGAACUUUAACUUUUACAUCCAGCUGUAGACAGAAAAUAAUAAUCUACUCUGGGUGUAAACUUGAAUUUCUUUAUUGAGAUGUAUCAUUUACUGAAUGAGUGAACCAGAAAAUUAGAAGACAGUCAAAAAUGUCUGAGUUAUCAAUUUUUUAUUUGUAGGCAAAGUAUAUCAAAUUAUCUUCUUAAUAUGAUAAAUUGUGCUUUAUCAUUCUGAAAACUCAGGAUACACCUUACUCAUAUCAUUGUGGGUCUUUCCAGUAAGAAAGAUAGAUGCUAAAAAUUUUGUGUACACUAAUGCAAAUUAGCUAAAACAAAUAGUAUGUUUUGGGAAAAGUGAAAACUAGUUUUACAUUAAGGAUAAGAAACUUGAGUGUUUUUUUUUUUAAUUUAAAGAUAAAAGCUUGUGUGUUUUACACAUUUUUUU
Messenger RNA from Ceratotherium simum simum (southern white rhinoceros), 5554 nucleotides. Lineage: Eukaryota; Metazoa; Chordata; Mammalia; Perissodactyla; Rhinocerotidae. The record is from RefSeq and is a predicted model, not a curated record.